CCUGUGGAUUCAUCUCUACGGAACAGUUUGGUGACCAUGUCAGCCUUAAAACGGGGAACAUUGCUCUGCUUUACCCUAUUUCUUCCUCCCAUUCAUGCCUUGACAGCCUUUCCCUGGGUAAAUGAUAUCACGCUCAUAUCAAGCCGGACCGUCGCGCUCCUCCACACCAACGCCCGCCAACUCCUCAGCCCUCACCAUGAAACACUCCAAAAAGAGGGGUCAAAUUCAUCUGAUCUUAUCCAUCUCUAGUAUAAUUCGAGUUUAGUUUCCAACGGCUGCAGCGGCUAUCUCAGAUUUCCCAAAAUCAUCUGCUUCUGCUUCUUGCGUGUGACGUUGCUUAGUCUAAAGCUAGGAAACUCUAAUAGCCUCACCGUGCACGAUAUCAUGUCGCUCCGAUAGCAACGACAAGUAUCGAGAUCUAUGUACUAAUAGUGAGAUUCAUGUAAGGCGAGUCAAGAUGUCACAUGAGAUCAAUCAAGUAAACGUUCAAGGCAUGCAAGCUUCAAUUGUCUCUAAAACUUCGCUACCAUCGAAAGUUGGCGGUUCCAGUUCAUCGCCAGCAUGU
Molecule: messenger RNA, 565 nt
Organism: Fusarium redolens
Lineage: Eukaryota; Fungi; Ascomycota; Sordariomycetes; Hypocreales; Nectriaceae
Exons: 1
Coding region: 37-249 (70 amino acids)
Source: RefSeq, a predicted model, not a curated record